CGCGUCCUCUACAGCAGCCACAGUGCCAAGUGGAGCUUCAAUGACAUUCGCUUUAGUUCAACUUUGCUGGGUGCCAUCAAGGAGGCGAGAUAUGACGUGUCGCCAACACGCAACAUAAUCGUCUUCAACAAUGGAUGUUGGGCGGAGGGAAGCUGUUGCCAGGUAGGGCAUGGAGGGGUGCUGGAUAUCGGAUGUAUUCGGAUGUAUUUCUCUCCUUUUUCAGGAAUUCGUAGUACCCAGAGUAUGCGGAACCAGCUACGGAGAUCACCGGGCAGAUAUCGUUUCAUCCUGCCAGAGGCUUCCGGGAUCCAAAUAUUUGAUCUUCUAUGCGUCUCCACGUUUGAUUGACGUCUCAGCCUCCAAGGGGUGAGUGAUCAGUCAGUCAGAUAAAAGAAAGCAAGUGCAUUAAACACUCCCUACACAAACAUAACGAUGCAUCCCUACUGUCACACAUGCACUCCACUCACGUUACCUUACCCCUUACUGCCUGUGUCCUGGAUCCUCAUCAUCAGGGAAACCAACAAGGUUUGUCCCGACACUGGGAACAGUCUCCGCGCCUGGCGGUAUUCGACGAGCUACUCUGGCGUCCGUGCUCUCAAUCUCGUCUGUCAGGACCCAGCCGUUUGUACAAAGUUGCCUGUUUUGCCAUUUUCAGAGUGUCCUGUAGGAAGGUGCUAUGGUAAGGACAUGGUCUGGUAACGAUUCUAGAAGCGCACGAAUAUGCGUGGUUGGUUUCGCUUUGGGGUUUCCGCGUGUGUUUUUCUUUUCUUUUCUUCCGCGGUUUGGGGCUUGGAAUCUACACGGCAUGCAAGGAAAAGGCGAUGGAAUAAGAAGAGAGAUUGCAUGUGAAACACAACACCAAGUAGAACGGACAACUCACUUUGGCCAAAGGCCGCUACAACAAUAUAACAGACGGCUACAUCAACAAUCCUCUCACUAUCCCCCUUCUCCCCUUCCGCCUCUUCUUCUUUCUGCU
Messenger RNA from Vitrella brassicaformis, 976 nucleotides. Lineage: Eukaryota; Vitrellaceae. The record is from the annotation of a GenBank genome assembly.